AUGAACAUGCUUGUUGGGACAGCUUCGCCAUCAAACGCCUCAUCCGACGAAUCGACGACCCCCUCGUUGACCGUCGCAUCAACAGACCAUUUCGACAGUGAUUCCCGACCCAAGACAAAUCGAAGACGGGGCCACUUUAAAUCUCGUCUUGGCUGCUUCAAUUGCAAGCGUAGACGGAUCAAAUGCAACGAGAUACGUCCAGAGUGCUCAGCAUGCCGGCGAUUAGCACUGGAAUGCAGCUAUCCUGUUCAAAAUGCUGCCUCAACAGACGCCGCCCCGACAUCAGCCCUGUCCAUACUAACGAUUGAGGACCUCGCCCUGUUCCAUCGCUUUCUCACUGCCGGCAUACCUGCUAUCCCUCUUAAAUGUGAACACUUGUGGUGGGAAGUGGCUUCUAUUUCUCACAGUUACGAGUGCCUCGCGCAUGCAAUGCUCGGCCUAGGAGCUUCCUACCUUUCGCAAAACGGAGAGUCGAAAUAUGCCGUCCAGGUCCUCAAACAUCGCACCGUCGCUAUUAGGCUAUUCAAGGACUUGCUGGCCAAGAUGCCCCAGACUCCCGCCGAUGCCGACGCACUCUUCGCCACCAUUGGGUGCCUGCUCACUCAAGCUGCCUUGCUUCCAAACAACAUGGUCGAAUACAUGACGUUGCUACGGAUUGCAGAUUACGUUGUCCGCACUGUCACCCCAAAAUUCCCAACUUCAAUAUUCCACAUCUUUACGCAGAUGGGACACGUUGAUUCCCUAGUGACACUCGUUGCCGACCAGCCAAGAGACGAUGAUGUGAUCCAAGGCUUCAGAAACUCCAUUAUGCUACUGGAAGGUCUAUGCCAGUGGGAUAUCGAAAAAGAUUUGCUAGCCAAGCAAGUACGAUGUAUUGAUGCUCUAAGCAUAUCACCCCAAGAUGCCUGUGCAGCAUUUAUCGUCGUAUGGCUCACGCCAACAACCUUCUCUAAUGAAGAGUUUUCGCACUUUUUGAGCCCUGAUAAUGGUGUUGGCCAUAUCCUUACUAUACACAUAUUGCUUCUAGACUACAUCCUAGGCCAUUUCUGUAUUGACCCCUCACACAAGCCAAAUUUCUCUUGUCGUAAGGAUACCGUUAUUAGCUGGACAAAGAGUCUGGCCCAGACCCUUCCGCGCAGUUACCUGCGGUACAUGGAAUGGGCCCUUGGCUACUGCGAAAUUUUAGCUCAGCAAGAUGCCCGCUAUUUGCUCAGUCCCUGA
Molecule: messenger RNA, 1221 nt
Organism: Pochonia chlamydosporia 170
Lineage: Eukaryota; Fungi; Ascomycota; Sordariomycetes; Hypocreales; Clavicipitaceae
Product: C6 transcription factor
Exons: 3
Coding region: 1-1221 (406 amino acids)
Biological process (GO): regulation of transcription by RNA polymerase II
Molecular function (GO): zinc ion binding; DNA-binding transcription activator activity, RNA polymerase II-specific
Source: RefSeq, a predicted model, not a curated record